AUGCUUCCGAUAUUGGCCAUUCUCAUUGGCACAAAGGCUUUCAAGGAUUACGAAACCAUAGAAGAUCUACUCAACAUACAACCAUCAGAAAGCGAGAUGAUCCACUUACAGUGGAAGGAAAGCGUCCUUGACUUGCCCUUUUUCAAGAGCAUGUCUGCAAGAGGUACGCCGGGAAAGAUAGAAACGGCGACUGCAUUCAGCAAGCGCCUUAGGCUCCUGGGUUUCCGCGCUGGGUAUUCAGGUCCUCCCACAAUUCACGACUUUAGAGCUGAGGGGCUAUACUGGAUUGAUAAGUUAUACACCGUUGCCCAGAGAAUGAAGCAUGCUGGCCAGAAAGACCCCAACACGUACAACAACCAUUAUCAGCCCAAUAAUAGCGGUACAGAUUGCCAGGGCUGCUAUUUCGGCCUUGAUGUGCGCAACAUCGCCAACGAUCUCUUCCGCGGCUUAACACUUGCGCGCAACCCACAGCUGUGGCAGACUCUCCCAGCAGAAAAGCAAGAAGAAGACAGCGAGACACGGACUCAGUCACACGCCAUAGGAACCUUUACGCCGAAAGACGAAGGUUGA
Molecule: messenger RNA, 570 nt
Organism: Podospora pseudocomata
Lineage: Eukaryota; Fungi; Ascomycota; Sordariomycetes; Sordariales; Podosporaceae
Exons: 3
Coding region: 1-570 (189 amino acids)
Source: RefSeq, a predicted model, not a curated record